ACUCGCGGCUCUUUCUCUUAGCGUGUUAGCAUUUAGCCACAAGCUGCGCAGCGCCGACGUCUCGUUGUUUCCCGGAUUCUCUCAGAGUUCAGUCGCAGUAAAGAGCCGGAGAACAUGGCUGCCGUCGGGGUUCAGAGCCGGAAGAGGCUCCUGAAGGACGAGGACAUGACCAAGGUGGAGUUCGAGACCAGCGAGGAGGUGGACGUCACCCCCACCUUCGACACCAUGGGCCUGCGGGAGGACCUUCUCCGCGGCAUCUACGCCUACGGGUUUGAGAAACCAUCUGCCAUCCAGCAGCGAGCCAUCAAGCAGAUCAUUAAAGGCAGAGACGUCAUCGCUCAGUCUCAGUCUGGAACCGGAAAGACGGCGACGUUCUGUGUGUCUGUGCUGCAGUGUCUGGACAUCCAGGUGAGGGAGACCCAGGCGCUGAUCCUCGCUCCAACCAGAGAGCUGGCCGGACAGAUUCAGAAGGUGCUACUGGCUCUGGGAGACUACAUGAACGUCCAGUGUCACGCCUGCAUCGGAGGAACCAACGUGGGGGAGGACAUCAGGAAGCUGGACUACGGCCAGCACGUGGUGGCGGGGACACCAGGACGAGUGUUUGAUAUGAUUCGUCGCAGGAGUCUGAGGACGAGAGCCAUCAAGAUGCUGGUGCUGGACGAAGCCGACGAGAUGCUCAACAAAGGUUUUAAGGAGCAGAUCUACGAUGUGUAUCGUUACCUGCCCCCCGCCACACAGGUGUGUCUGAUCAGUGCCACGCUGCCGCAUGAGAUCCUGGAGAUGACCAACAAGUUCAUGACCGACCCCAUUCGCAUCCUGGUCAAACGUGAUGAGUUGACUCUCGAGGGGAUUAAACAGUUCUUCGUGGCCGUGGAGAGAGAGGAGUGGAAGUUCGACACUCUGUGUGAUCUGUACGACACGCUGACCAUCACACAGGCCGUCAUCUUCUGUAACACCAAGAGAAAGGUGGACUGGCUCACAGAGAAGAUGAGAGAGGCCAACUUCACCGUGUCGUCGAUGCACGGAGACAUGCCUCAGAAAGAGAGAGAGUCCAUCAUGAAGGAGUUCCGAUCAGGAGCCAGUCGCGUGUUGAUCUCCACGGAUGUUUGGGCUCGAGGUUUAGACGUCCCUCAGGUUUCUCUGAUCAUCAACUACGACCUGCCCAACAACAGAGAGCUCUACAUCCACAGGAUCGGUCGAUCUGGUCGUUAUGGUCGUAAAGGUGUGGCCAUUAACUUCGUAAAGAACGACGACAUCCGUAUCCUGAGAGACAUCGAGCAGUACUACUCCACCCAGAUCGACGAGAUGCCCAUGAACGUUGCUGACCUGAUCUGAUGACGUCAUACACGAGCCCCCCCCCCCC
Molecule: messenger RNA, 1363 nt
Organism: Limanda limanda (common dab)
Lineage: Eukaryota; Metazoa; Chordata; Actinopteri; Pleuronectiformes; Pleuronectidae
Gene: eif4a3
Product: eukaryotic translation initiation factor 4A3
Exons: 12
Coding region: 115-1335 (406 amino acids)
Cellular component (GO): catalytic step 2 spliceosome; nucleolus
Molecular function (GO): ATP binding; RNA helicase activity; mRNA binding
Source: RefSeq, a predicted model, not a curated record